GAGAGAAUGUGCAGGAGUAGGAUGGGCAAAUGGCAGGUUAUAGCACAGGUGAUGUAACUUGAGAUCUGGGAUGCCUGGCUUUGAUUCCCUAGCUUUGGAAGCGGAACAGGGUUUAGCAAAGGAGCUGGGAGCUAGGACUACCAAGUCUGUUCCUAUUUUAAGGCCUAGGAAAUACCCAUUCUUGUUCUCUGCCCCAGCAGGUCAUCCGUCAAAUUGUGCAAAGCUGCCUCAGCUCUUUCUAUGGCUCUUUCCUGCGGUCCAUCUCCUUCCCUCUGAUACAGCCAGAUUCUGGGGCAGGGAUGAAGGAGCAGGAGGCCCUGUGUGUGAUGCUGGAUGAAAUCAACCACUUCCUGAAACACAAGCCUAAUACUUGGAUGAAGCUGGUGCAGAUUGUCUGCGCCCCGGGCCUGUCUCCUCCUGGCUUGGUGGCUGAAUACAUCAAGACGCCCACUGAGGCCGUGGGGUUCUGUCAGCUGGAAGACCCCCUCUUUCUCCGAUACCUGGAUGAGAGCCCAGCUACCUUGCAUAAAUUUGAAGGACAACUGAAGGCAGCCGGUUAUGGCUUUCAAGCCUAUGCUUCCCAGGGUAUCCUGCUAUUCCAGGCCAGAGCCAAGUCCUCAGACCUGCACAGCUGGGAACCAGCUUUCCGAUCCAUGCGAGAGAAAUUUACAGUCCAGCGUGGGCUCCAGAUGGACCUUUUGGGAGCCCUGAGUGAUGAACCGUCCCUGGUGGAAAAGUUCGGGUCCAUCAGAGUUUAUGAAAGCAUGUGUUUUGUGGGCCUGGUCUGUGAGAUGGCACGGUUCCUUCAGAGCCUGCAAAUGAAGGCCUUCCAGAAGCAGGUGGUGAGCAGGCAAUAUCCAGCUGAACCAAUACACAGAUAUAUCAUUGUCAAGGACAUGUUGGACAAGGAGAUCCAGCUCUCCAAACACCGUGUGAGCAUUGACCUUCAUCAAGGCAGUCCAGCCACCAUCACUUUGCAGGGGCCUUGUGGGCAGGUGACUGAAGUAGAGAGACGGCUGGAGGAGCUACUUGAAGACUUCAGGGUGGUGCCAGUCCCUCUGUCACCUCUUCAAGCUCAGUUUGUCCAGGAACUCCGCAGCGAGGUCUUCUCUGAGGCCUUCUUUCUGGAGAGGGAAAUUCCUGUCCUGCUGUGCGUCACAGUUUCCUCUGCCCUUCAGGAAACCCCCACAGAUGUCUUGGUGUCUGGGCUGGACUGGAAUAAGCUGCAGGAAGCGGCAAAGCUGCUGAUGAACCUGGUGUGCCAGCAGACUGUCCUGAUAGAAGAAGGACUGCGUUGGGCCACGGAGUGUCAAGAAUGGGCCGAGUUGCUGGCCAGGCUGGGGGCAAAGAAGGAUGUAGCUUUUCAUUUUGACAGACCCAGCCAGGGAGUACUGACCAUGGUGGGUCUCCAUCCCCAUGUUGAUGAAGCAGAGGCUGCUGUCAGGGAAUACCUCGACAAUAACUCCCUGGUGCAGGAGAGGUUGGCCGUUCUCAGGCCAGAGCUAGUGGAGGUUGGGGAGGAGCUGCUGCGCAUAAUGGAUUGGGAGAACCCGCAGGUCAAGGUCCAGGUGUGCUCCAGCCCUGGGGCUUUGUCGCUGGAGCUGGAGGGACUCCGAAAAGAUGUGCAAGAAGCCCGCAAGGCUGUCAGGGCUGACUUACUGUCCCUGGUCCUCAGCAAAGUGGCUGUGAGGGACCAGGCCCUUGAGGAGUACUUGACUGGGGCUGGAAAAAGCUUCCUUCAGGGUCUUGGACAACAGCUACAGUGUGUGGUGAGCUUACGAGGAGGAACCUGGAGCACAGACUGGGAGAGGGGGCAGAGCUUGGUUAAUGAGAAGAUAGAUGAUCUAAGGAAGCUUCCAAAAGGCAAGAAAGGAGCACUCUCUCCAUUUGCAGAGGCCUCGGAAAGGCUGGCGAUCAGGGUUGUGGGCAGAGAGGACAAAGUGGUUUGUGUGAAGAGAGCUGUGUCUGGUUUCAUGACUCAGUUCUAUGAGGAAAGCAUUUGCAAUGCAGAGAUAGUGGCUUUCAGUGACCAGACCCUCGAAGACCUCAGCAGGAGAUCCUCCUAUCGUUUCCCCCUCAGCCUCCGUCGCACCCGGGGAAAUGUGCUCCGCGUGUGUGGUUUUCGAGAAGAUGUGGAUAAGGCUGUGGCAGCUGUCUAUGCUAAGAUCCAGGCUGCCCAGGCCAAGCAGGUGGAUGCACAGGUCCUGUAUGGGCUGGUGAAGUGGUACCACAUGUCCCAUGGGGAAUGGUCCCCAUUUGAUAUAGCCAUCAGCCACCAACUGGAGAGUGAGUAUGGGAAGAAGCAGAGGAAGACAGUGAUCAUAUGGGAGGGUCAGAGAACGGAGGUCGACCUGCUAAAGCAAGAGGGAUUUGUGCCAGGCAGAAAGACCACCAUCAGCAUCAGGAGGGAGAUCUGCUUGGAGGACAAGGUCAUUGCCCCACAUUGGGAGUCGAUGGGUGAGGGCCUCGUGAAGAUGGUGGAGCUUCAGCCCAGCUCAGAGGAAUACCAGGAGGUGGCCAAGGGCUUCAACCGUACAGCCAAGGGGUUCUCCAUCCUCAAAAUAGAGAGGGUCCAGAACAAGUUCCUAUGGGUGUCCUACUGUUGGAAGCGCAGCUGGAUGGUGACAAAGAACCCCCUGGGGGUGAAGAAUGAACGCAUCCUUUACCAUGGGACACAGCCUGAGAACUGCUGCUCCAUCCAGGAGAUUGGCUUCAAAAGUACCUGUAGGAAAGUUGGACUCUAUGGACAGGGUCUAUAUUUUGGUGUGGAUGCCUCCCUAUCUGCUUUCUAUGCCGAACCUGAUUCCUCUGGGCACCGAUUCAUGUUCCAGGCAAGGGUGCUGACGGGGCAGUUCACCCGAGGGGAGGAGAAGAUGGCACUGCCCCCACAGAAGCCAGAUGGAAGUGGCCGAUAUGACAGUGUGGCCAACUUGGCUUCACGUCCCACCAUGUUUGUAACCUUCUUUGAUGACCACGCCUACCCAGAGUACUUGAUCACCUUUCACGGCACAAAGGUGCAGCACUAGUGAGACUGGCACCAUGUCAAUCGAACUAAGAAUCCAGAUCAUUAAUGUCAGCAGGGUAUAAAAUGAGGGAAACUGAAUGUGUAUGUGCGUGUCUGUCCCUGCUGUCCCCAGGUGACAGAGGUAAGGCUUGCUCUUUGUGUGUAUGUAUGUGUGUGUCUGUCCAUCUGUUCCUACUGGCAGGAAUGAACCUGACUCAGUGUAUGUAUGUGCAUAUGUCUGUCUACUACUCCUCUCCCCUCCAUUGUCCGAAUUCAGAAUUGGUCAGCCAUGUGUCACAGACUACUGCUGACAGCCAAUGAAACAUCCCUGUGGAGUGCCAACAAGCAGCCUCAGCAGAGGGGAAGUAUGCAUUACUGCCGUUUACUGGCUGGCAUCAUAAUAACUCAUCUGUGUGUCUUCAGCCCAGGCUGCCCAUGUUGAGCAGAAGACCCUGGGAUACCUCUGCUGUGGAGCAAAACCACAAAGUAAAAGGGGUCACACUAGAGAGUACAUGAUGCAGACUCCCAAGCAAAGGGAAGCUGCGUGUCUGAGCUAGGGGACCAUAAACACCAGUUCUAAUGUGAAAAGAAGGGGUGGCUUCAUCAGCCAUUUAUUGGUCAACCUAUGAUGCUAGGUCAGUGGGUAAACUGAAUGGACCAUACUACUUCUACCAUGGCUUCCAAUCAGAGUCACAGGUGCUGAGGCCAGAAGGUUUGUCAGAUCAUCCAUCUUGACAUCCUGUAUAGCUCAGGCCAGAGAAUUUCAUCCAGUGACCCCCUGCAUUGAGUGCAAAACUUGGGUUUAGUUAAACCAAAUGCAAGGUGUUACAGCAAGGGAUGGAAAACAAAGGGAUAACACUGAUUUGGAAGUAUCACUGAUGA
Gavialis gangeticus (Gharial) is the source of this 3886-nucleotide messenger RNA. RefSeq lists its product as uncharacterized. Gene Ontology annotation, biological process: negative regulation of gene expression. The record is from RefSeq and is a predicted model, not a curated record. Lineage: Eukaryota; Metazoa; Chordata; Crocodylia; Gavialidae. Gene Ontology annotation, cellular component: nucleus; cytoplasm. Gene Ontology annotation, molecular function: NAD+ poly-ADP-ribosyltransferase activity; transcription corepressor activity. The transcript is spliced from 8 exons. Bases 300 to 3026 code for a protein of 908 amino acids.